Messenger RNA from Condylura cristata (star-nosed mole), 2447 nucleotides. It is a transcript of the gene SSC4D, whose product is annotated as scavenger receptor cysteine rich family, 4 domains. Gene Ontology annotation, cellular component: membrane. The record is from RefSeq and is a predicted model, not a curated record. The transcript has 10 exons. NCBI's taxonomy places the organism in Eukaryota, Metazoa, Chordata, Mammalia, Eulipotyphla, Talpidae. Bases 1 to 1761 code for a protein of 586 amino acids.
AUGGCAACUUCUGAAGGGCCACCCACUGGCUGGAUGCACAAGGAAGCAGAGAUGCAAACUGGUCCCCAGCCUGACGAGAAGGGCAGCGGGUGGAGGCUGGGACACGGAAGCAUUGCCCCUCCUCCCUUCCCCCCAGCCCUGUCCUUCCUCUUCCUCUUGCCACUGGCCAGCGCCCUACAGCCCACCCUACUGGCCUUUCCAGAGCUGAGGCUGGUGGGGGGCCCAAGCCGCUGCCGGGGACGCCUGGAGGUCCUGCAUGGCGGUUCCUGGGGCAGUGUCUGUGAUGACGACUGGGACGUGGUGGACGCCAAUGUGGUGUGUCGGCAGCUGGGCUGUGGCUUGGCGCUGCCAGUGCCUCGGCCCCUGGCCUUUGGCCAGGGCAGAGGCCCCAUCCUGCUGGACAAUGUGGAGUGUCGCGGGCAGGAAGCUGCUCUGAGCGAGUGCGGCAGCCGAGGCUGGGGCAUCCACAACUGCUUUCACUAUGAGGAUGUGGCCGUCCUGUGUGAUGAAUUCUUACCCACUCAGCCCCCAACAAGGAAAGUGUUAACCAGUAGGGCGCCCCCUAUAACCCACCAGAAUGGGAAAGGUGAGGGGAGCGUGCGCCUGGUUGGGGGCACGGGCCCCUGUCAGGGCCGAGUGGAAAUCCUGCAUGGUGGCCUGUGGGGCACCGUGUGCGACGAUGACUGGGGGCUGCCGGAUGCCGCCGUUGUCUGCCGCCAGCUGGGCUGCGGGGCAGCCGUGGCAGCCACCACCAACGCCUUCUUCGGCUAUGGCACUGGACACAUCCUGCUGGACAACGUGCACUGCGAAGGCAGCGAGACCCGCCUCGCAGCCUGCCUGAGCCUGGGCUGGGGCGUGCACAACUGCGGCCACCAUGAGGAUGCUGGGGCCCUCUGCGCAGUCCUGGGCCCUCCAACUCUCACUGCACUGCCACUAUCAGCCACAAGGGAGGACUGGGCCUGGCACACAGAGCCAGCAGCUACAGGAAUUGGUGCCUUGCCUUCCAGGGAGACGGCACUGUUCACCACAGCUGCCUGGGCAGCUGGGAAGAAAAGCGGGCGGCUGCGGCUGGUGGGCGGCCCGAGCCCGUGCCGCGGCCGCGUGGAGGUGCUGUACGCCGGGGGCUGGGGCACCGUGUGCGACGACGACUGGGACUUCGCUGAUGCGCGAGUGGCCUGCCGCGAGGCGGGCUGCGGGCCUGCGCUGGGCGCCACCGGCCUCGGCCACUUUGGCUACGGACGCGGCCCGGUGCUGUUGGACAACGUGGGAUGCGCCGGCACGGAGGCCCGUCUGAGCGACUGCUUCCACCUGGGCUGGGGCCAGCACAACUGCGGCCACCAUGAGGACGCAGGAGCGCUUUGCUCAGGCCCAGAGGAACUAGGACUGCAAGUCCAGCAGGAUGGUUCUGAAACCACCCGGGUGCCCACUCCUCGACCCAGGGAUGGGCACCUACGUCUGGCCAAUGGAGCCCACCGAUGUGAGGGGCGUGUAGAGCUCUUCCUGGGGCAGCGGUGGGGCACUGUCUGUGAUGAUGCUUGGGAUCUGCGGGCAGCCGGUGUCCUGUGCCGCCAGCUGGGCUGUGGCCAGGCUCUGGCAGCCCCUGGCGAGGCCCACUUUGGCCCAGGUCGAGGCCCUAUUCUCCUGGACAAUGUCAAGUGCCGUGGGGAUGAGAGUGCUCUGCUCCUCUGCUCUCACAUCCGCUGGGAUGCUCACAAUUGUGACCACAGUGAGGAUGCCGGUGUCCUGUGCCGGCCGUCGUGACCCAGCCCACUCUGCAGACCCCUCUUCUGGGAGCCUACUGUGGCCUGCCACUCUCCCACCAGGAAGCACUCCUCCUGUGACAACUGCAAUUCAAUCUGCCCUCUCUCCCCUCGCCUGGGAGAGAGCCUGCCCAGAAGUUGUGGUCCUGCGUGGGGGAGACCUGACUCUAUCUAUCCCAUCAAUUUGUAUGAACUCACCUGUCAUGAACUCUUGUGGGCCCAAUUCAAAGAAAGUUCCCACUUUCUGCUCAGCCCAAACAAAAAAAUGGGGGGAAGGGAAUGACUCUUGAUUCUCCUUUUUGGUGGGAUUCCUGUUCACAGCACCCCAGAACCCCCAUCCUAGAAACUCAGGGGUGCUCUGUAAUAGGCUAUCUCCUUUCCUGCCCCCCUAUCUUGGGAUCCCAAGUAACAGGCAAAGCAGGAGGGGCUUGCAGCUCUAGCCUUAGACUGACUGGGUUGCAGAAGAUCCUGAGUCAUUCCCCUGGCCUGCUCCAUGAGGGCCCAGACUCAGAUGGUGCUUGGCUGGACAAGGGGACUGGAGGGACCAAAGCAGGGGCAGUGGCCUCUCCCUGCAGCUGGAACCAGCAUCACUGAUUUUUGCUGCCCCCACCACAGAGCCUUCACUUUGCAGAAGCAAAGAAUCCUGGGGGCCUAUAGCCACCCAUUCAUAGGUGCCAAGUCAAUAAA